AUAAGAAUGUCCGCUCUAGCUCGUUGACACACUUAAUUGAAAUUGAAAUAAACCAACAAUAAAAGGCAAAUAACUUUGUUACUCACGUAAUAUAAUAUUCUCCCCUUCAAAUUUGUAUAAAGUCUUCACCAAAAAGCCACCACCUCAGCAUCACAACAGACGAAAUCCCAAGGUGAUGAUGCUUGAGUUGUCUGCUGUUUGACAGAAGUUUGCUUCCGAUAUUCGAUUCGGAAACGCAGCGUCUCAUCCAGUUCUGCCUUAAUUACGUUAAAUACGUUAACAUUGAUCAUCAUAUUUUGAAUUAAACCAACUUAACUAUUUAUUAAUGGCUACCGAUCCCCAAGUUGUAAUUGACAAAUCUUUGCGAUCCGUCUUUGUGGGAAACAUUCCUUAUGAUGUCACGGAAGAGAAACUCAAAGAUAUUUUCAGUGAAGCUGGGCCAGUAGUUUCAUUCAAGAUUGUUUAUGAUCGUGAAACUGGAAAGCCCAAAGGAUAUGGAUUCUGUGAGUAUCGUGAUCAGGAGACAGCUCUUUGUGCAAUGAGAAACCUUAAUGGCUAUGAAAUAGCUGGAAGGACAUUGAGAGUUGAUAAUGCUUGCACAGAAAAAUCGCGGCUUGAAAUGCAAAGUCUAAUGCAGGAAAAAACAACAGAGAGCCCCUAUGGUGAUGCUGUUGACCCAACUCAAGCACCUGAAAUGAUUUCAAAGGCUGUGUCAUCUCUUCCACCUGAGCAGAUGUUUGAGCUGAUGCAACAGAUGAAACAGUGCAUGCAAAAUAACCCCAAUGAAGCCCGCCAGAUGCUUUUGCAGAACCCGCAACUUGCCUAUGCCCUACUCCAAGCCUUGGUCGUCAUACGCGUAGUUGACCCCAGCACUGCACUUAGCAUGCUGCAGAAGGGUCCGGGCCAGACCGACGUGGGAAUGGGAGGACAGCACUUUGCCAAAACAUCCAACUUUCCAAUGCCAAGUAACGAACCUUGGGUUUCAACCUCGGGUCCCAAACAGGGACUCCUUGGAGAUCGCCCUUUUACUGGUCAAGAUUUGGAUUUACGUCAUGCUGAUCCUCGAAUGGUACGAGGCGACCACGAUUUGCGAGUACCACCGGCCGCUCCCAUGGCUGUAGGAGGAAUAGGACUGCCACCAACGAUGCAGCAACAGCCGCCCGCAAGGCCUGCACAGACUAUGCCUGAGAUGGAUUCGAGGCGUGACCCGCGUUCCAGUGGUCCAACCGGUCCACGCGACCCACGAGCAGGGAUGAGCAGGCCGGGUCCCGGUGUACCUCCUAUUCCAGCAUCUCAGCCAAACGUUCCUCCACCUGUUUUACCUAGCGGGGGAGGUGGACUUAAUGUGCCAGUUGCUGCUGCUCCUACAGCAGGAGCUAUUGGACGUGCACUGGGGCCAGGAACUUCAGAUCAAGAAAAAGCUGCUCUGAUUAUGCAAGUCCUUCAACUGUCUGAUGAGCAAAUCGCUCUACUUCCACCAGAGCAGCGCCAGAGCAUUAUGGUUCUUAAGGAGCAAAUUGCUAGAAGCAAUCGUUAACAGUUCCAAUAUGAUUUGUGUUGACACAGAAUCGAAGGAUUUAAUAAAUUGCAACAAAUUUUCGGUUGCAAAAUGGAA
This is a messenger RNA of Daphnia pulex (common water flea), 1615 nucleotides long. It is a transcript of the gene CstF64, whose product is annotated as cleavage stimulation factor subunit 2-like. The coding region runs from base 326 to 1537 and encodes 403 amino acids. The transcript has 7 exons. Gene Ontology annotation, biological process: mRNA 3'-end processing. The record is from RefSeq and is a predicted model, not a curated record. Lineage: Eukaryota; Metazoa; Arthropoda; Branchiopoda; Diplostraca; Daphniidae. Gene Ontology annotation, molecular function: mRNA binding. Gene Ontology annotation, cellular component: mRNA cleavage and polyadenylation specificity factor complex.